Molecule: messenger RNA, 1368 nt
Organism: Ilyonectria robusta
Lineage: Eukaryota; Fungi; Ascomycota; Sordariomycetes; Hypocreales; Nectriaceae
Exons: 2
Coding region: 1-1368 (455 amino acids)
Biological process (GO): copper ion import; intracellular iron ion homeostasis; iron ion transport
Cellular component (GO): plasma membrane
Molecular function (GO): ferric-chelate reductase activity
Source: RefSeq, a predicted model, not a curated record
AUGACUGCUGCCAACAUCGCAUUGUCAGUCUUCUUAGGUUUGAGGAACACCCCCUUGGGUGCCUCCACUGCAGAAACCUACAACCGCCUCAAUUUCUUUCAUCGCGUGGUUGGCUACACAGCCGUCGCGCAGGUGCUUAUUCACGGGCUCCUUUAUGCGAUCCGAUUUGGCCUCCAGAACCGAUUGAGCGACCUCUUCACAAAGCCUACCAACCUGUUUGGAGUUAUCGCGUCUGUUGGAAUGCUGGUUCUGCUUCUCGGCCUGAUGAGGCAUCUUGGAUAUGAAGUCUUCUACAUCAGCCACGUCUUCGGCGCCAUUGUGACGAUUGUCUUUGCAGCACUCCAUCGACCAUUUUGGUACAAAAAGGUACCCGUCAUCAUGGUGUUUGCUGGUGGAAUCUGGGUUCUCGACCGCCUCAUCAGGGCAGCCACUCUGCUAUACAAUCUUUACAACAACAAGGCUGCUAUUUAUUCACUGCCUAACAACGGAGUGAGAUUGGUCUUGAAAAAGCGCCUCGCUGGAGCUAAACCGGGGUUGCAUUGUUUUGUCUGGAUCCCGGGAAUCCGGACCUUUCAAGUGCACCCAUUUACCAUCGUAUCUAACAAUGCCAUGGGUCUCGAGUUGGUCAUAAAGCCGUAUGAAGGCUUCACAAAGGACACGCAUGACUAUGCGGUUUCAAAUCCAAACACCACUGUUCGGGCUUCCGUUGAGGGGCCAUACGGCUCAUUGCCAAACCUACACCACUACGAUAGAAUCAUCUUCAUUGCUGGCGGAAGUGGAGCCGCCUUUACAUUCGGUCUGAUCAAUAAUUUUCUCUCAAAACUCGAGCCUGAAUCACCACAACUUGUGGACUUUAUCUGGACGGUGAGAGACAAAGAAAGCCUGUCGUGGUUCUCCGAACAUUUGAAUAGACUAAACGACCACCCAUCCCAAAUCACAGUGACAUUGCACGUCACUGGAGAGUCAAAUACGACCACCCCAGAACAAGUCGCUACUCCCGGUAGCAGUACGCCAGCUCUAAUAGCUUCCGGGGACUUUGUCCCUCAGAUCAGUCGGGACGGUCCAGUCGAAUCGCUACACCGUCUCACAUUAAAUUCGAGACUUGCUACCGCAAGAGACGAGACGCGCAAUAAGCACAGGCUAUCUGAUCCAGCAGAUCUUGACAGCCGAUUCGACAUCAGAUAUGAGAAAUUACGGGCGAGCGAAGUGAUAUUCGAGACCGUGAAAUCAGUCGGAAUCAAUCAGCAGGUACUGAUUGCUGCAUGUGGCCCCUUCUCACUGAUGAACGAUGUAAAUACAGCAGCCGGUGCUUGUAUUCGUUCCGAUGGGCCUAGCAUCGAGGUUCAUUGCGAGAAUUUUGAUAUCUAA